Humulus lupulus (European hop) is the source of this 945-nucleotide messenger RNA. RefSeq names its product ureide permease 1-like. Bases 1 to 945 code for a protein of 314 amino acids. Gene Ontology annotation, biological process: nitrogen compound transport. Gene Ontology annotation, cellular component: membrane. Gene Ontology annotation, molecular function: allantoin:proton symporter activity; uracil:monoatomic cation symporter activity. NCBI's taxonomy places the organism in Eukaryota, Viridiplantae, Streptophyta, Magnoliopsida, Rosales, Cannabaceae. The transcript has 4 exons. The record is from RefSeq and is a predicted model, not a curated record.
AUGCAUGAUAAUUGGCCUUCUGUAAUGUUUGCAAUGGCAGGAGGGGUGGUACUUAGCCUUGGAAAUCUCUCAACUCAGUAUGCUUGGGCUUUUGUUGGCUUAUCAGUCACAGAAGUGAUCACUGCAAGCAUAACAGUUAUUAUAGGAACAACCUUGAAUUACUUUUUAGACUAUAGAAUUAAUAGAGCCAAGAUCCUUUUCCCUGGCGUUGGCUGCUUCUUGGUUGCAGUUUGCCUUGCUUCUGUUGUCCACUCAUCUAAUGCAGGUGAUAAUAAAGAAAAGCUUGAAGGUUUUUCAUCUAAAGAAGGGUAUGUUUCCUUCAUUAAUACACAACAAUAUUUGGACGUUCAUCACCUGACAUUGAAAUCCAAACAUCUCAGAUUCUCUAUCACAUUUAAUAAUUAUAACUCUUACUACAGGUGUUUGGGAAAAGCACUCAUUGAACUGUCCAUAUGUUUCUUUGCUGGUGUUUGCUGUUUUCUAUUCUCACUAGCAUUCAACUUGGCAACAAAUGAUCAAUGGUAUACAUUGAAAGAUGGGGUUCCUCACUUGGUUGUCUACACUGCAUUCUUUUACUUCUCAAUAUCUUGUUUUGUGCUUGCUAUAAUCCUCAACAUCACAUUCCUUUACUACCCUGUGCUGGACUUACCCAAAUCAUCAUUCAAGGCUUAUAUGAAUGACUGGAAUGGCAGAGGAUGGGCCUUAAUUUCCAGUCUGCUCUGCGGGUUUGGCAAUGGUCUCCAAUUCAUGGGAGGCCAAGAUGCAGGGUAUGCUGCAGCUGAUGAUGUUCAGGCACUUCUACUAGUAAGCACUUUCUGGAGAAUUCUUUUGUUUGGAGAAUACAGAAAAUCAUCAAGAAGAACAUAUAUAUUGCUAGUAAGUAUGUUGUCUAUGUUUAUUGUGGCUGUUGUUGUUCUUAUGGCAUCAUCAGGGCAUCGAAAGUAG